AUUUUGUUUCACUAAGAUAAUACAAUUGUAGGCAAAAUCUGACGAAAUAAACGUGUUAGAAAGAUUUCGACAUAAAAGUGAACCACAUUGGAUGUUUUUUUUUGAUGGGAAAUUGGUUAAAGUCAUUAUUGGCGCCGAUGCUUCUAGAAUAACACAAUCAAUAGUGGAGGAGUUGGAUCAGUAUGUUAAGUACAAGAAUGGAGAAAUUUAUAAGGAAUUUAUACCAAUAAGUAAAGUGACUGAUGAGGAAAAAAAAAGACUAAUGGAAGUUGAAAACUAUCAAAAACAGAAAUCAAAGAAAGAAAAAAUAAUUAGAGAUAAAAGAAUGAUGAAAGUAAGAGAACGGGCUUUGAAACAAUUUUCGUAUACCAUCCAAAUGCAAACGUGUGUCAUGUUUUUCCCUCACACAGUUAAAUACAUAAUGGUGGAAAAACCAAUCGAAGAUGGCGCCGAAGAGCUCGAAGAACCUCCUGAACCUGAGAUGAUACAAAAAAGGGUGUGUGAGGUGGCCAAUUCAUGUGCUAGUAAGUAUGAGGAACUGAUCGUUAUUGAAGCUAAAGAAGUGAAUUUGACGGAAGAUAGUUUGUACCAGUUGUUUUUUAUGGAAAAAGAGUUUUUGGAAAGUUUUUCGCAAGAAUUGGUCGAUGAGCUGUUGAGUAAAAAAGUAUAUUCUGUAAUGUUGUCAAUGCCUACUGUCAAACGCGAUACCACUGCCGAAGAAGCAGCCGAAAAUGCACCUGUUCCGGACUUAAUGGGAGAAAUAGAGUUAAAGUUGAGCAACAUAAUUUACGGUGACGGAAGCCCAUUAAACCCUAGUCCGAAUUCACUUGCAGAUUUACAUGCGGCAGUAGACGAAUACGGACAAAAAAUACCAUCAAUAUAUACCCCUAGAAAUCCUUUGGGUAAAGCUUCAGCACUCACCAUUUUGUUCGACAAAUUCUGCCGAAACAAUGGAUACAUCGCACCCCAGCCACCUUUACCACAGUACCUUAUCAUUUUUGAUAUCAACAAAUCAAACGCCGUGUUACCGAUCAUUGAGGAUCUGGAAGACACAGUCAUCUACUACGGGUUUUUCCGUAGCGCCGAUCCUGAAAACCCCAAGCUGCUGUGUAAAGACCCUGAAUUGUUGUCUGUAUAUGGCAUGGACAAGGUUGGCAAAGAGGCUAAAUUGGUGUUGUCUGUGCUUAUGGACGACAAGGACAAGAGUCUGUUGCGGUUGGUCGACAUUGGUCCGAUAUACGUGAGCCCGAAUCACGAAGUGGGCAUCGAUGAUGCUAUUAAGUUUUUCCCAUAUAACUUCGACGAGAUGGACGGUGAGAUAAAAUUGUGGCUGGAACAGCAGGACAAUCGGAACGAGGAGGAUACGGGCGCGGAGUACGAAUUUGACGAAGGUGAUGAGGGAAUUAUUGAAGAAGAGUACUCCUCGCAAGAUCAGCAACAGGUCCCAGCGAAGUAGACUGUCUUCGGUUAACAUUAUGCAAGUUUGAUUAUUUCCAAACAUUGGCAUGGAUUCUGGAUUAUAUUUUGGUCUCAAUUAUUAACUAUUAUAAUAAUAUGUGUAUAUACAUAACUGUACAUAUUAUAUCUAUAUGUCAUUAUAUCCACAGUACAUAUUUUAUAGAUAAUCAUACUAUUAUAGUGGGAAAUAUAUAGUACGGGUAGAAGUGGGGUCCAAUCAGUUUUUAACAGGAGAUGGCAAAAACUUUGCCUAUCAGCCAGUUUAACCUAUACAUAUAUUAAUAAAUAUAUUUUAUGAUAUAUUUUUAUUGUUAUUAAAUUAAUUU
Metopolophium dirhodum (rose-grain aphid) is the source of this 1784-nucleotide messenger RNA. RefSeq lists its product as uncharacterized. The transcript is spliced from 8 exons. NCBI's taxonomy places the organism in Eukaryota, Metazoa, Arthropoda, Insecta, Hemiptera, Aphididae. The record is from RefSeq and is a predicted model, not a curated record. The coding region runs from base 92 to 1456 and encodes 454 amino acids.